Messenger RNA from Cucurbita pepo subsp. pepo (vegetable marrow), 3872 nucleotides. The record is from RefSeq and is a predicted model, not a curated record. Lineage: Eukaryota; Viridiplantae; Streptophyta; Magnoliopsida; Cucurbitales; Cucurbitaceae.
UUCUUCUUCUUCUUCACCAUCAUUUUCUUCCACUCUGUUCUGUACCUUCGAGCUUCUCCAUUUCAUCUCUUCUAGCUUCUUCCCUUGCAGCUCUUUCACCUUCUCUCACUCUUGUGUACCAGAAGCUUCUUCCCGCUUGAGGAUUCAUCAUCGAGCAAGAUGUUCACAGAUGGCCUCGAUGAAACUGCAAUUUCCUGGGUAAAAAAGGGGACGGAUAAAAUUGUGGAAGACGAAACUCGAAUUCGAUCUCCUCUUGCCGAGAAAACCGGCUCCGAUCUAUUUCCGAAAUCUCCGUUGGCGUUUAAUGGCACUGGAUUCAUGUCUUCUCAUGUUUUGCCUCCUUUGAAAUUCCAUUCUGGAUUGCUUUCUCCUCAUAGUUUGGCAUCUCCAUGCCUGGAUGACGAUGAUGAUGAUGAUGAUGGAGAUUUUGACGUUAAUGAAAGUAUUGCUUCGGUUCCGUUUGAAGAGGAUGGAGAUUAUUCUGAUGAUGAUGGUAUGGAAUUUCAUGAUUCGGAUUUCUUGGAGAAGCCUGUCGUGCAGGGUAUUGAGGAAGAUGUAUUUAGCUACCAGUCUAGGGUUAAUACCGUAUCUGGAACUCGAUGUAUAUCUUCUAUUAAUCGACGGUACUUGAAGGAAGAUCUCAGGGUCGAAGUGCCUGUUAAUUUAAGUAGAUUUCCUGAUGUGAAGUUGGGCGUAAGAAAUUUGCCCCAAAAAUCUUCUACUCCUAAUUAUGGCAAUCAGCGCCAGACUGAAGUCUACUUUCACAGUGCUCGUGGUCCCGGUGUCCAUGGAAGGUUUUUUGAGGAUUUGGCCGGAACCCCCAGUGCACCUCCCAUUGGUGAUGUUGGAGGGGGUGAAACCACGAGCACAGAAUGUGGAAGUCAAACUAGACCAGAUUCUGAAGGUUCAAGUGAAGUUGAUGAAACUGACAAUGGAUGCCCAUUGCCGGCGACAGAGGGUUUUGAUGGAUGUAAUGCAGAUUGGAAAGCUUAUUCUCCGGGAACCACCCAAAAUUUUGAAAGAACUUCAACAGGAACUAAAGAUUCUUAUAUCUCUCAUCUGCAAGCAAACUAUCCAGAACCUUCAUCCUGUUACAACACAAGUGGUCAACAAGCCUGGCAAACUCUACUUGCAUAUGAUGCUUGUAUUCGGUUGUGCCUACAAGCAUGGGAAAGAGGCUGCACAUACUCACCUGAAUUUUUACGCAAUGGGUGCUUGAUUCUUCGAAAUGCUUUUGGACUACACAAAUUUUUAUUGCAACCUCGGCUCGCACAACCGACCGAAAGGGGGAGAAACACUGAGCAUUCAGCACAAGUAGUAACUUCGAACCAGAAGAAAGUUGUCGGAAAGAUAAGAGUGGAAGUGAAAAAGCUUAGACUGAUUCCAAAGAGGAAAGUGAUAAAUACCUAUUCGCAAAGAGGCUCAAUCUAUAUGCAAACAGGAGUGGAGUAUAUUCGAAAUAUUUCUACUGUCGUGAAAAAUGGCAUAAACUCUCUAAAAGACGCUUCAUUCUCAAUUACAUCAGAAGAACAAUUAUCGUGCUUAUUUCAAUUGAAGAGUGCUACAGAAGGCUCUGACCUGGAGUCUGAUUCUGCUGUUUGCUUGCACCCUGGCAGUGGAGACUACCAUGUCUUUUUCCCAGAGGCUCCAGGAGAUACCCUUUUACUAGAAAUCCAGGAUGUCAAAAAAACUACCCAAGGUCGAACUACGAUUUCAGUUUCAUCUUUGAUCGGUAACACCAAUGAUAGGAUUCGGUGGUGGCCGAUAUACCAUGAUGACCAGGAAUGUGUUGGGAAAAUUCAGCUUUCUAUCGUCCAUACAAUGACAAGUGACGAGACUAAUCAUAUGAAGAGUGGACCUGUUGUGGAAACUCUUGCCUAUGAUUUAGUGCUAGAGGCUGCAAUGCGUGCACAACACUUUUCUUCCAGAAAUCUAAGGAUUGAUGGACUUUGGAAGUGGUUGUUGACUGAAUUUGCAGACUAUUAUGGAGUUUCUGACUCAUAUACAAGAAUCAGAUAUCUUUCUCAUGUCAUGAGUGUGGCUACUCCAACUAAAGAUUGCUUAGAGCUUGUAAAUGAAUUACUUGAUCCCAUAAUGAAGGCCAAAAACGAGAAAAGUUUGACUCGGCAAGAGAGAAGUAUAUUACUGGAUUGUGAAACUCAAAUUGAGAACCUGUUGGCAAAUCUUUUUGAGAACUACAAGUCAUUAGAUGAAAACUCCCCUACGGGAUUGGCAGAUUUACUUGGUCAUCCCACAGAAGACUCUCCAGCAUCUGCUCUAACUCCAGCCGUGAAAAUCUACACUCAGCUCCACGAUAUACUUUCUCAAGAUGCCCAGAAUAUGCUGAGAAACUAUUUUCAGAGAGCGGCGAAAAAGCGGUGUCGAAAGCAUAUGGUUGAGACUGAUGAGUUUGUCUCGGGAAACGCUGAAGGUCUUUCCAUGGAUCCAAUUACCAUCUCCACGGCAUAUUUGAAGAUGAAACAGCUAUGCAAAAAUAUAGGUGGUGAAAUUCAGGCUGAUAUCAAAAUUCAUAAUCAACAUAUACUACCAAGUUCGAUUGACCUGUCAAACAUCACCGCCGCCGUUUACAGCACCGAGUUGUUCAACAGGCUUAGAGGAUUCCUCUCUGCAUGGCCUCCAUCUGGUCCAUUGCCUUUCGUAAAUGAGCUUUUAGUAGCUACUGCUGAUUUUGAAAGAAGCCUUGAAUCAUGGAAUAUCAGUUCUGUGCAGGGUAGCGUAGACUCGAGAAAUCUUUUCCAUAACUAUAUAAUGGUGUGGGUACAGGAUAUGCAAAUAACUUUGCUGGAUAUAUGUAAAGCAGAAAAGAUGCCGUGGUCUGGUGUAACAACAAAUUAUUCCACUUCACCCUUCGCUGAGGAGAUGUACGAGAAAAUAAAGGACUCCCUCGUUCAAUAUGAAGUAGUGAUCAAUCGAUGGCCUCAAUAUUCAUUGAUUUUAGAACAUCACGAUUUGGAAACGAUUGUUGAACAGCUGGGAAUGUUCCUCAAUACCAUCAAGAGAAUUCUAGAUGUCUUACACAUUAGAGUUGAAGGUAUCUUGAAGUCGUGGGCAUCCUAUACGCCUGUUGUGGGAGACAAGAGGUCACUGUUCGGAGAGCAGAUGAAUGGAAUCACGGUUCUUUUGAGGACGAAGUACAAAAACUACUUGCAAGCAAUUGUAGGGAAGCUCAUGUGCAAUAUGCAAGCCAACCGUAAUACACGGCUGAAAAGGAUUUUGGAGGGAACGAGGGAAGAAGAAGGGGAGCACGAAGUUCGUGAAAGAAUGCAAAUGCUAAGUGCACAACUCAUUGAUUCCAUAUCGAACUUGCACGAAGUCUUUACAGGUCCUAUAUUUGUUGCAAUAUGUCGGGGGUUCUGGGACAGUAUGGGACAGAUCGUCUUGAAAUUUCUCGAAGGCAGGAAAGAAAACAGAGUAUGGUACAAUGGAUCAUAUUACGCUCUUGGGAUAUUGGAUGAUACAUUUGCUUCCCAAAUGCAGCGAUUACAAGGAAAUGCAGUGCAAGAAAAAGAUAUUGAGCCUCCUCGUUCAGUCGUUGAAGCUCGAUCAAUUCUCAGCAGGGACUCGGCAAAUGCCACUGACACUGCAACUUAUUUAUAUCUCUGAUUGUUUUAACUGGUAUGGCUUCUUCAAUUCAUUCAUAUACAUAGAUCAGGUGUAAUAUUAUUAUUCAUAUACAUAGAUUAGGUGUAAUAGUAUAAUUCAUAUGGGGGCGCUAUUUACUUUUUAGAAAUUCGUUGUUUUGUUUAUUCAAUCUAUGUUGAUAGGUUAUAUUGAUGUAUUAUUUAUUAUUCAAAGGAUCAUUGUUCUUCCUGUACAUCAUUAUUAUUCAACAAGGGCAGCUUCUUGAUUUU